Aspergillus brunneoviolaceus CBS 621.78 is the source of this 964-nucleotide messenger RNA. RefSeq names its product RNA recognition motif domain-containing protein. NCBI's taxonomy places the organism in Eukaryota, Fungi, Ascomycota, Eurotiomycetes, Eurotiales, Aspergillaceae. The transcript has a single exon. Gene Ontology annotation, biological process: positive regulation of mRNA splicing, via spliceosome. Gene Ontology annotation, cellular component: spliceosomal complex. Bases 424 to 816 code for a protein of 130 amino acids. Gene Ontology annotation, molecular function: RNA binding. The record is from RefSeq and is a predicted model, not a curated record.
CGCGCGCUCUCCUCGACCCAUUCAACCUCUGCCGAUUUUUCUCCCUGUUUCUUCACGAAGACCAUUAUCAUGGCUACAGAGUACGAUCACGAGAACGGUCGCUACGACGGUAUGUCAAAGCUAUCGCCUUCACAGCCCGGGCUGCUGAUCGUCCGGGUAACUACGAAAUCACACGGCUAAUCCGCGAUGCUGGUUUUUCUUCUUCGCAACUGAAUAGACGAACCUCGCUUCACCCGCGACCGCAGCGCAUCUCCUCGCGAUGAGCCGCGCGGCGACCGCACCCGCAGCCGUUCUCCCAACGGACGCGUCGAUGACCGGUGCGUUCACCCCAGACAAGAGCUUCGAGGAAGCAGCUUGCAUCACCGUCACCCACGGGUGGCGAUAUUUCCCCCUUGGGCGACCAGCUGACCUCGAGACCAUCACAUGCUUAGCCCCCCCGUUGAUACCCGCAAGCCUCCUUUGGAUGACGAUGAAGAAGGCGCCCUCAACACUGGAUCUAACCUCUUCGUCACCGGCAUCCACCCCCGUCUGACCGAGUCGGACAUUUCGCGUCUCUUCGAGAAGUAUGGUGACGUCGAGAACUGCUCGAUCAUGGUCGACCCUCACACCAAGGAGUCUCGUGGCUUCGGCUUCGUCAAGAUGGUCACCGCCGAGCAGGCUGAUGCCGCCAAGGAGGGUCUCCAGGGUGAGGUCAUUGAGGGACGUACCCUGAGCAUCGAGAAGGCUCGUCGUAGCCGUCCCAGAACCCCUACCCCUGGCAAAUACUUCGGUCCCCCCAAGCGUGGUAUGCUUCGAGUUUCCUUACUUUACGUGUGAAGAACUGAACAUCUAAUACUGACUAUAGAAGACUUCCGUGGAGGUCCCCGUGGCCGUGGUGACCGCUAUGAUGACCGCCGUGGUGGUGGCUACGGUGGCAGCUGGCGUCGUGGCGGCGACGAUUACCGCUAUGGCCGCUAUGAUUCCU